AUGGCGUCCCGCAGGCUAGCUUUGAACCUCUCGCAGGGCCUACGUGCCCGUGCUGGUCUGUCGGCCGCCUCUGCCUUGAGAAGAGGCUUCGCGACUCCCUCUUCUGUCGGCAAGACUCAGACCACGACGCUCAAGAACGGAUUGACCGUCGCGACCGAGCAUUCACCAUGGGCGCAGACAUCAACAGUUGGCAUGUGGAUCGAUGCCGGCUCGAGGGCCGAGACCGACGAGACGAACGGAACCGCGCAUUUCCUUGAGCACCUAGCCUUCAAGGGCACCGCAAAGCGAUCGCAGCACCAACUCGAGCUGGAGAUUGAGAACAUGGGCGGCCACCUCAACGCCUACACGUCGCGCGAAAACACCGUCUACUUUGCCAAGGCCUUCAACUCCGAUGUUCCCCAGUGCGUCGAUAUCCUGUCCGACAUUCUCCAGAACUCGAAGCUCGAGGAGUCGGCCAUCGAGCGAGAGCGCGACGUGAUCCUGCGCGAGUCUGAGGAGGUCGAGAAGCAGCUCGACGAGGUCGUUUUUGACCAUCUUCACGCCACUGCUUUCCAACAUCAGCCUCUGGGCCGCACCAUCCUGGGUCCCCGCCAAAACAUCCGCGACAUCACCCGGACGGAGCUGGUCAGCUACAUCAAGAACAACUACACGGCCGACCGCAUGGUUCUCGUCGGCGCCGGCGGCAUUCCCCACGAAAAGCUCGUUGAGCUGGCCGAGAAGCACUUCGCCGGCCUCCCGGGCAAAGGCCCCGAGAACCACGCCUACCAGCUGUCCAAGCAAAAGGCCGACUUUAUCGGCUCCGACGUUCGAGUACGCGACGACACCAUGGGCAUCGCCAACGUUGCUUUGGCAGUCGAAGGCGUCAGCUGGAGCUCGGACGACUACUUCACGGCUCUGGUCACCCAGGCCAUUGUCGGCAACUACGACAAGGCCAUGGGUAAUGCCCCUCACCAGGGCAGCAAGCUCAGUGGCUUCGUCCACAAGCACGAGCUGGCCAACAGCUUCAUGAGCUUCAACACCAGCUACAGUGACACCGGACUGUGGGGCAUUUACCUGGUCACCGACAAGCUCACGAAGCUGGAUGACCUAGUCCACUUCGCCAUCCGCGAGUGGAUGCGACUCUGCACCAACGUCAGCGAGGCUGAGGUGGAGCGCGCCAAGGCCCAGCUCAAGGCUUCCCUCCUCCUAUCUCUUGACGGCACGACGGCCAUCGCCGAGGACAUUGGUCGUCAGCUCAUCACGACGGGCCGUCGCAUGAUGCCUGGGGAGAUUGAGCGGAAGGUGGAUGCCAUUACGGAAAAGGACGUCAUGGACUUUGCCAACCGGAAGCUCUGGGACAAGGACAUUGCCAUCAGCGCCGUGGGAGGCAUCGAGGCGCUGUUUGACUACCAGAGGCUGAGGAACACUAUGAAGCCCAAAUUUUGA
Molecule: messenger RNA, 1425 nt
Organism: Hirsutella rhossiliensis
Lineage: Eukaryota; Fungi; Ascomycota; Sordariomycetes; Hypocreales; Ophiocordycipitaceae
Product: insulinase (Peptidase family m16) domain-containing protein
Exons: 5
Coding region: 1-1425 (474 amino acids)
Cellular component (GO): mitochondrion
Molecular function (GO): metalloendopeptidase activity; metal ion binding
Source: RefSeq, a predicted model, not a curated record